AUGUUGUUGGCAAAAGCUUGGCUACAAAUUUCAGAAGAUAGCAUUACUGGAAGUCAACAACGUGAUAAAGAGUUCUGGAGACGAAUUAUUGCAUACUAUGAAAAAAGCAACAUGUCGAACGUUGCAAGAACUCAAGCCAACCUCAAAACGCAUUGGCAUUACAUGAACCCAUUUGCAGUUACAUUUAAUCAAAUGUAUAUAGUGUUGAAAAGUCAACACCUUAGUGGAUGGUCUGAGGAUGAUCUCAAACGUGCAACUUUUGAGCAUUAUCAUGCUAGAUAUGGUGCCGAUUUUAGGCACGAACAUAUUUGGAAUAUCGUUAAAAAUGAACAGAAAUGGAAAGGUUCAAGCACUGCAUUUGGGGCAUCUAUGUCAUCAUCAAAUACAAAAUCUUUCAUUAACCUGGAUAAUGAUGAAGUUACAACUCGUCCAAUUGGUAGGAAUGCAGCAAAAAAAGCAGCAAAAGGGAAAGCUACCAAUUCCACUUCGUCAUCUGGUAAUAGGCUUGAUGAAAUACUUGAAAAACAUAUAGAAGAAAAUAAAAAGACUUUUGAACGCUAUCAAAACUCUUUGGAUAUGAAAAAUGCAUUGAAAGAAAGAAAGAUGAAGAUUAAAGAAGAAAAGGUAAAGAAUGAUGAAAUUUCAAUCAUUUUCAUGGAUCCCACUACCAUGUCGGAAGAUGGACGUGAAAUUUGGAGAAAUCGUUGUGACGAGAUUAAGAUAAAAUACAAUAUGAAGUAA
Lactuca saligna is the source of this 741-nucleotide messenger RNA. The record is from the annotation of a GenBank genome assembly. Lineage: Eukaryota; Viridiplantae; Streptophyta; Magnoliopsida; Asterales; Asteraceae.